CAGGGUGAGAACGUGCUACUGCGUCUGCGUCUGUACAUGUUCUGGUAGGCUUUUAUGAAGUCAAGUGUUUUCUCGGAAACAACCUGAUGUGAAACCAAAACAGCCAGAAGCUUAAGUACAACGAGAAGCUUCUUGUUUAAUUUUUGUUGCUAGUCAGACACUAGCCGCCGGACUUGAUUUAAACUCAGCCGUUCAAUUUUUACCGUUUACUUAUUUAAACUGCUGUUUUUAUUCGUUUAUUUAAACGUUUAUUCGUUUUCCGGAAUUACUAGAAUAUCGUCCCGAGUAGCGUUAGACAGCACUUUGGCCGAUGGCUGACUCGAUGUUCAUAGUGGCUAUAGACUUCGGGACGUCUUACAGCGGCUACUGCUUCUGUGUCCGCAAUAGUCUCGAUAACGUUAGAUCUGUGUUCUGGGGACAGGAGUUGGGGUUCGGGUCUCCGAAAACACCGACCUGUAUCUUAUUUGACGAGCACGAACAAUUCCAGAAGUUUGGAUAUGAAGCAAUGAUGACUUACAUCAGGUUAUCAAAGGAUGAAGCUAAAAAGUACUCUUUUUUUGAGAAUUUCAAAAUGAAGCUCUACCGCAAGACUAUCAGUAGGAAUCUGAUGAUUACUGCAGCAAAUGGGAAACCUUUAAGGGCCCUGAAGGUUUUCUCUGAGAGCCUGCGGUGCUUGAAGGACCAUGCCCUGAACACCAUCAAGGAACACACUUCUGGAAAGAAGUUCAUCUCCUCAGAUGUGACCUGGGUGCUCACUGUACCUGCUAUCUGGGACGCUGCAGCCAAGCAGUUCAUGAGAGAGGCAGCAACUCAGGCUGGUCUGGUGUCAGAAUUGAACUCUGACCAGCUGAUCCUGGCCCUGGAGCCGGAGGCGGCAUCAGUGUGGUGUAAGCAGCUGCCCAGUGAGGGCUUCGUGGCUGAGGGGAUUUCCAAAGACAAAUUGGAAGAGAGGCCUGGAAUUCAGUACAUGGUUGUUGACUGUGGGGGCGGUACCAUUGACAUCACUGUACAUGAAGUUCUAGACGGUGGAUACUUGAAGGAGCUGCACAAGGCUUCAGGAGGGGACAUGGGGGGUGAAACUGCCAAUAAGAAAUUUAAAUCCUUCCUCAGAGACAUUUUUCACUUUCAAACAUGGGACAAGUAUGUGAGAGAGCACCCAGCUGAACUGCAGAAGAUGAUGUAUGAUUUUAAUGUGCAAAAAUCUGUUGGAGAGGACAAAGACAUAUAUAUUUCGUGCCCCUAUAACUUGUCACGGUUACCUGGGGAAAAACAACUGUCCAGUUACUUUGAAAAUAUUGAGGGUAUUCUCUGGUUCGAUGGAUCCAUCAAAAUCACUUACAACAAACUACAGUCAUUCUUUGCAGAAAGUGUAGGUAGGAUUGUGAGUGAAAUUCGAGCCAUUGUUUCUACUCCAGAGAUUAGCAUAGACUACAUUCUCUUAGUUGGAGGCUAUGCUUCCUGCAAGUACCUGCAGAAAGAAAUCAGAAUGGAAUUUGGUCGAAGGUGUAAAGUUCUGUGCCCCAUAGAUGCCAAUAUGGCUGUUGCCAAGGGGGCCGUGCUGUUUGGACAUAACCCAAAGAUCGUGGCAUCACGAGUCAGUGCUCUGCAGGGGCGCCGCUAAGGGGGGGAAAGUUGGGACAAUUCUAAGGGCCCACGCCCUUUAGGGGCCCCCAGAGAUCUGAAUGGGUGUGGUAGGGGGGCCCAACCUCAUAUUUUGUCAUAGGGCCCAAAAUUGCUAGCGGCGCCCCUGGUGCUCUGACAUGAGAUUCCACUUCUACACCACAGAGAAACUAAAUUUCAUGUUUGUACAGUACUGUGUAAUUCAGCUAUGUAUGUGGCUGAACUAAAACAAUUCAGCAGAGAAGAAUAGACCAAAUGCCAAAGACAGUUCUCCUUUUACUACAAGCAUUUGAUUGCAGUUGUUGCUGCUAAAGGUGGCACAACCAACUAUUAAAUUUACUUGGGUACAAGGGUGAUAUGGGUGUUGGAAUUUUUUUUUCUUUCAGUGAAUCAAAUUGUCAUUUAAAGAAACUGCAUAUCACAUUUACUUAGGUUAUCUUUUUCUUAUCCUAAAUUUGUGUUAUGAAUAAGAAACAAAAUCAGGGAAUCCGGAAGGGGGCAAAUACUUUGUCAUGACACUGUAGAUGAACCGGGUAUGAAAAAAAAAAUUGGCUCCUUCUCAGUCCCAUUGCCAGACAUCAGAAAAGAAUAAUAGAAAUUUCAGAGAUUGAGGCCACAGCCACUCACCUUACAUCUAAUAAACAAAAUCAACCAGGCUUGGCUUUCUGGGAGAAUGAGGUGACAUUUGCUUUAGAUGAAAUUAGUACGUAAGAAUAUAACCAGAUUAUAUUGGUUUUAGGACUCUUUACUUUUGGGAAUCAAUCAUCUUAUUGACAAAAAUUGAAAAUUCUUUCCAUAUUCUUUGGAUAAUUGUGAAAUUAAUGUUUAAUUAGUUAUGUUUUUUCAGUAUUAAAAUAUGAUAAUCACAUGCAAUUUUUAAUAAUAUGUGUUUCACCAGUGGAAUACAGACCAACAUGAGUAAAUAUUGUUAAUAUUGUAUUAUUUGCCCUGUUUUGUGUGUACAGUUGACUCCACAUAACUGCAAUGGCUCGUCGUGUUUUUGUGCAAUAAACCGGAAUAUACGUUUAUCUAACGUUUAAUCACUGUACACUAAUCGCCAAAAUAAACAGUAUUGUAUAGCAUAACCAUAUUACACAAUUUGUGUAGAAUUUACAGCUGUGUCAGAAAGUCAUUUUUCAAAGGAAAACCAAUGUUUCGAAACGGUUCGAUAGGUUUCGAAACACUAGUUGUGCACAGCCUACUGGCAAGAACCGGAACUGCAGCUAUAGCAAAUACGACAGAAUAAAAACAUUGCUGCAAGUUUCGAAUGUCACGAAGCUCGAACUGUCAAAAAUGUCCAUAAUACAAUAUAGUCUCUUUUUGAGUAUUUUUAUAUUCUGUCAUAGAUAUCCUAUAUCUGCAAUUAACGUGUGAUAACUAGUACGAAUCAUAAAAACGUUACAUUAUUAAUGUCUCGUGUAUGGUCGCGAAACCUCUCUUGCACUAAUAUCAGAAGCAGAGAAAACAGAAUAGCAAUAUUAUGAACAAGUCUGCACGUCCACUUCAGCGGCCUCUAUAAUGGAGCAUAUUUAGCCACCGGCUCAUUCCACUGUGCUGUGCUAAAAAUGCUACUGGGGAUUAUCGCUCCCCGAAGCCGCCAGACAACUGGUGACCGACAUCACACUUUCUCCAGACGUUACACUCCCCAUCCAUAGCUAUAAUACGUCAGGAAACAUCCUGUCUUGUUAUAAUACAAUCCGGUGUCUUGUGUUCUAACUGUACAUAAUUUAUUUGCAGAUGAUUAUUCUCAUCUUUAAAUAUUCACAUUUGGUCUCACAUUCUGCUCCUCGAGUUUUUACAUCCAUUUGUGUACUAUGUACUUUUUAAAUCUGCUGCAGUAUGUUUACUUUGCUCGCACCAUGUGUACAGUCUUUGUACCUUGUCGGGUUGGCAUUAUCUGCAUUAUUUGCAUGUUUGUAUGCACCAGAAUUUCCCCCAGUCAAUAGUCAAUCAAAACCUAAAUUGGAUUUUAUAUCAUUUAUAUAGGAGUUUGAUGUUUCGAAACAUUUCGUAAACUCCGUAUCGAGACUGGAAGUUUCGGACGUCUUCGGAACGGAUUGAUCCUGGGUGCCAAAAUUGCCAUCUCUAGUUUUUGAGGGGAUUUUUGGUAAUGGAGUUAAUGUGUGGUUGCUGGUGUGUACUGGCUAGUUUGAACCGGGUUCGAGUAGGACAUAGUUUGGUAGACUUGUGCCUGUUUGUUUUGCUCAGUUUUUCUUUGGGGUUUUUGAUUAUUGUCAUUACACUGUUGUUGCCUGCAUGGUUUUUAAGAAAAGGAAAAUAAAACAGAAAAAUAAAACCCUUCAUUUCUGUGGGAAACCUUUGGGCCCCUCUUUCAUCAAGUAGCUGUUUCAUAGUAAGGAAGUUCUUUUGAGCUUCAUCAGUCCACUCAAAUGUGACUUCUUGAUGCAAGCAGGCAAAGAGAAACUCUAGUACUGUACCACGGUUAGGUGUGUGUUCCAUGAUAGCAUACCUAUAAAAAAGCAAAGGCUGGCAACACCUUUAAGAGAAGGGGCCUGUGAAAUGGUAUGCAAGUGUUCUGUGUCAGGUGUAAUGCUGUUUGCGGUCACCAGGUGUCCUGGGAACCUUCAGCUGGCUUAGCUGAAUGACACUCAUCCAACUGCAAACCUGCCACUUUGAGUUGCUGCUGUAACAGACAGAUAAUGUCAUCCAGGUAGUUCUGCACAUUAGACACACCCCUCAAUACUGUUGCCGUCGUCUUUUGGAAUGCUGCAGGGGCUGAUGCAAGGCUCUAGGGGAAUCUGUACCACCAGUUUGCCUUGAUAGGGGAAGGCAUCUCAACUUCUGAUGCACAGGAACAGCUGUCAGCAAAACUUUCACCUGAUGCGUGAAACCUAUGGGACGGUUGCAGGUGAGCCCGGCUGUGUGGUGAGAUACUCCACUGGUGCUGCAGAGACGGGGAAGGAGCUGAUGCAGGUGGCAGGUAUACAGUGUUACCCUUGAUGCUCAGAUAGAGAGCAGAUAUUAAAUCUCAUUCCAUAACUGAAGUCCCAAAGCCCAUGACACAGACGUUGGAUUGGCCUUUAAUGCAAUCCAUGUGAACAGUUGCUUGCAUGCAGCCCAGCAGCUUAAUUGGGGUCCGUACAUUUGUCAUCAGCUGGACAGAAAACUGAUGGAGAGGAGCUUACCCGAUAUGCUCCUCGCAGAUGCAUCAGGGUAAAACAGACACUGAGAUGCCAGUAUCCAGAGUUAAUUUCACUGUCUUUAUUGUUGUUGCUGUUUGAAUGUCCACCGUGCACUGCAUUUUCCCAGGAACAUCCAUGCUAUCCACCAUCAGGAAUAUGCACUCAGGCCUGUCAGUUUCUCUCACUGAAUUAAUUUACAGAAACUGACACACACAUGCAAA
Molecule: messenger RNA, 4984 nt
Organism: Brienomyrus brachyistius
Lineage: Eukaryota; Metazoa; Chordata; Actinopteri; Osteoglossiformes; Mormyridae
Product: heat shock 70 kDa protein 12A-like
Exons: 4
Coding region: 311-1621 (436 amino acids)
Molecular function (GO): ATP-dependent protein folding chaperone; ATP binding
Source: RefSeq, a predicted model, not a curated record